Xenopus laevis (African clawed frog) is the source of this 8213-nucleotide messenger RNA. RefSeq names its product acyl-CoA synthetase long chain family member 3 S homeolog (gene acsl3.S). The record is from RefSeq and is a predicted model, not a curated record. Gene Ontology annotation, biological process: long-chain fatty acid metabolic process; neuron differentiation; long-chain fatty-acyl-CoA metabolic process. Lineage: Eukaryota; Metazoa; Chordata; Amphibia; Anura; Pipidae. Gene Ontology annotation, cellular component: lipid droplet; plasma membrane; endoplasmic reticulum. The transcript has 15 exons. Gene Ontology annotation, molecular function: long-chain fatty acid-CoA ligase activity. Bases 16 to 2427 code for a protein of 803 amino acids.
UCUCAUAUUUCCUCAAUGACACGCGGGGAGAACCCAAAAUGCAAUAGCGCCUAUUGGUUUGAACACACCUCUUUCAAGCCAAGCCGCGAUUGGCUGGAGGGGGCGGCGCUGUGCGUGUGCGCGGCAGUGUCACCGGCUACGAUCAGUACCUUGUGCGUGGAUCAGCCCCCAGCAACAUCAGCGGCCGGGGUUCUCAGCCCUUCUUCCCUAUCGCGCUCUCAGCGGAUUUUGCCCAUCAUCAUCAUCAUCAUCAUCAUCGCCUCAUCUUCUGGGAUCUCGCUGUCUUUCUCAGUCAACAUGCACAUAAAGGAAGAUAUGAACCCAGUUCUUCUCUACCUUCUCCAUUUUCUGAUGUGGCUUUAUGGUGUUGUUACAUUUGUGCCAUGGUUCCUGCUGUCGGGCGCACGAGACAGGCAGGUCCGAGCCAGUCGUGUAAAGGCAAAACCUGUUGGAGACAAGCCACAGAGUCCGUACCGAUCAGUGGACAGCUUCCAUAGCCUCGCCUCUACCCUAUACAAAGGCUGUGACACCCUGGAUAAGGUCUUCAAACAUGGCACUGAACUAUUCAAACACAGCGACUGCUUGGGUACCCGAGAGGUACUGAGUGAAGAAGAUGAGGUCCAGCCUAAUGGCAAAGUUUUCAAAAAGGUGAUCUUGGGAAAGUACAACUGGAUGUCCUAUGAGGAGACCUACUUGUUUGCUUCACAGUUUGGAAGUGGUCUUGCCGCACUGGGUCAGAAACCCAAGUCCAACAUUGCCAUAUUCUGCGAGACUCGAGCGGAGUGGAUCAUAUCGGCUCAGGCCUGCUUCAUGUACAAUUUUCCACUUGUUACGCUGUAUGCAACUCUGGGUGGCCCUGCCAUUGCACAUGGACUUUCCGAAACAGAGGUGACACACAUCAUCACCAGCAAGGAGCUUCUGCAAACAAAGCUAAAGGCUAUACUCCCUCAGGUCCCUCUUCUUAGACACAUUAUCCUUGUGGAUGGCAUGGGCACUCAGCAGACUGAUUUCCCUAAGAAUAUCACUGUACAUAGUAUGGGCGCAGUGCAAGCCUUUGGAGCAAAACAACUGAAUAAGCAGCAUUCGUACCCUGAGGCUCAUGACAUUGCUGUAAUUAUGUAUACAAGUGGCUCAACCGGCAUUCCAAAAGGAGUCAUGAUUUCUCACAGUAACUUGAUAUCGGGCAUCACAGGGAUGGCACAAAGGAUACCUAACCUGGGGGACACUGACACAUACAUUGGAUACCUGCCUUUGGCACACGUCUUGGAGCUAAGUGCUGAGUUGGUUUGCCUGUCACGAGGUUGCCGUGUGGGCUACUCCUCACCACAGACACUAUCCGACCAGUCCACGAAAAUCAAGAAAGGAAGCAAAGGAGACGCAUCAGAACUUCAGCCAACUCUGAUGGCAGCUGUCCCUGAAAUAAUGGACCGCAUUUAUAAGAAUGUCAUGAGCAAAGUGGCCACUAUGAGCCCUGUACAGAAAGGCCUUUUCUCCCUGGCUUACAACUACAAGAUGAAGCAGAUUUCCAGAGGUUACAGCACUCCUGUGUGUGACAGGGUCGUGUUUUGGAAAGUGAGGAAGCUGCUAGGAGGGAAGUUGAGAGUUCUGCUGUCUGGUGGAGCCCCACUUUCUGCAGCCACCCAACGUUUCAUGAACAUUUGUUUCUGUUGCCCAGUGGGACAAGGAUAUGGCCUGACCGAGACCUGCGGAGCUGGCACCAUCACAGAAGUGUGGGACUACAGCACUGGCAGGGUAGGAGCACCAUUGGUCUGUUGUGAGAUAAAGCUAAAGAACUGGGAAGAAGGCGGGUACUAUAACACAGAUCGGCCAUGUCCAAGAGGUGAGAUCCUGAUUGGUGGGCCCAACGUUACCAUGGGCUACUACAAAAACCAGGUCAAGACUCGGGAGGACUUUUUUGUGGAUGAAAAUGGACAGCGCUGGUUUUGCACUGGGGACAUAGGGGAAUUCCUUUCUGACGGUUGCUUAAAAAUCAUUGAUCGGAAGAAGGACUUGGUAAAGCUUCAAGCAGGGGAGUAUGUUUCUCUGGGAAAAGUGGAGGCCGCUCUGAAGAACCUUACCAUUGUUGACAACAUCUGUGCGUAUGCAAACAGUGACCAAUCCUAUGUCAUUGGCUUUGUGGUACCAAACCAAAAGGAGCUGUUGAAGCUGGCGGAGAAGAAGGGUGUACAAGGAUGCUUGGAGUCUCUGUGCAACAAUGCUAUCAUGGAGAGGGAAGUGCUGAAGGUGCUUGCUGAGUCUCCUGCAGCAGCCACCCUAGAGAAGUUUGAGGUCCCUGCAAAGAUCCGUCUAGCUUCUGAACCUUGGACCCCUGAGACCGGACUGGUGACCGAUGCCUUCAAACUCAAGCGCAAAGAACUGAAGAGUCACUACCAAGAGGACAUUGAGCGGAUGUAUGGGGGGAAAUGAAGUACGCUUUCCAUUCCAUCCAGGAAGGCCACUUAUUUAUUGCUCCCUUUGAAGGCCCCUCUUGCAGCCAUUGGGUCUAAAUCCGGCAAGUCUGUUACAAGGACCUGAGAUCAAAAAUGGAAAAGCUUGAACUUCCCUGUUGCAAAACCAUAAACCAAACCACAUUAUAAAAGGAAAACCUUUGUGAUGAAACAAAAACUAGAAUUUAACUUUUUAGUCUGUAGUUGUAGAUUUGGGGGUACUCUGCAGAUUGCAGCCUUCUGCUGAGUUUCUAGUGAAAUAGGAGUGCUAUCUCAGUGGUCUGUAUUUUCGUUGCCCUAAGAACAGAGACUGUUUUCCAGAUACAGAAUUUUGUGCAAUAUCUGACCAUUCUUCUGCCUUACAUGCUGGAAUCAACAAAACUGGAACUUCGGUCUGCGAGGCACAGGGCAAAUGAGUCGCUUGCAGGUACAAUUCUGGGCCAUUUUAUAAAGAUUUUCUAUUUAAAGCAGCAGUCUGCAAGGUUAUUUUUCUAUUAAGUCAGCGAUAUACAAACUUAAAUAUGUGCAAUUCUCUCAGGUAAAUCUACUUUAAACAGCCCCCCACUGUGCCUAAACUUUUUAUUAUACCCAGGGAAAGAUAGGGGCCCAUUCACCCUAUACAGACAUUCACAUACAGACUUGACAAGGAAAGAACAUCAAACAUGGACUGGAAUUGAAAGGGAAACCUUUUUAACUCUAGUUUUUUUUUUUUAAUAUAGUACUAAUGUAGUCUGUGGCAGGAAUAGAAGUUGCAGAGACCCCCAGCAACCACUGGAGUUGCCAAGUCUAUAAAGUCUAAGUAGAAUUUGUGUUCACACUGUAGCUCUGUUUAUCUGAAGGUCUUCUCCUGACAUUGUUUGCCCCUUCUGCACCACAAUAAUUGGCGAAUCACUGCACAGACCUGCUUAUUUUAUUUUUUUUUGUCCCUAACUGUGCUUGAAACCCAAUCUGGGUCAUAUUCAUAAGUUCCAAGAAAAAUAUGAUGGCUUUCUCUUUGAAGUAACUGCUCAGUCGGAGUACCUUCAGUGUUAAUAAAUAAACCAAGCACAGAGCAAGUACCAUCUAAUCAUGUGAGAAGUAUCUCCUUCUCCACUGCAUCCGCAUGAAUCUUCCUUUCCCCUACAUGGAGGGUGCAGUUGCUAUUUACACACUGCUGCUAUUUAGAUCAGCCAAGGACCUCUACACAUUGAUCCAACUAGCAGGUGUCUAGCAAAGUAAAGGUGACUAUACACGGGCAGAUUAAAACAGCCGAUAUUGGUCCAUUAGAUCGAUUCGCUUACAGUAUCUGCCAGUGUAUGGGGGCUACCGACUGGUCUCCCCGAUCAAUAACAGGCCAAAAAUCAGCCAGAUAUUGAUCGACUAGUUGAUGUGGUCCUGCGCCCAUUCUCUUCGAUGUAAUCCGAACUUUUACAUUAACCCGAUUUCGCCCUAACGUUGGUGAGCGUAUCUGAGUAUGAUCCAACUUACUGUUUGUGGCCAUCUUAAAAUGGAGGGCAUUUUUAUUGAGCUUAAGAUGGCCACACAUCAAAAGAUCGUGUGGCAGGGUCACCAAACGAGCAGAUCUUUCACUGAUAAUGCCCACCUUCAGAGACGACAGAGAUACACAGGCUGUGGGAGUGAGGACUGCAUCAAUUAGCUUAUACAGUCCUCACUCAAACAGGAUUUUUAAACCUGUCCAAUCGAUUUCUGGUCCAUUUUCUGCGAGUUAUCAGUUGGGUAGGCCCAUAUAUGGGCAGAUAAGCUGCUGAUUGAACUAAAGGGGCUGAAUUAGCAGCAAAAAUGUACCCCUGUAUGGCCAGUCUCAUUUAAAUUGUACCUCUAAGAGCCUUUAAGGGUAGGAUUACAUAGGCGUUAUUUGUGCGAUCAGACGUGCUGCGUAAAAACGCAUGCUUCGAGACACCAUCCAAAUGUUGGAUGGUGUCGCAUAGUUUAUCCGACACGACUGUCGGAUUCAGGUGCAGCGUCUACAUCCGACAGACGUGUCGCGUCGGAUCAACAAUGCGACACCAUCCAACAUUUGUAUAUCUUAUCUUACUUCCCUCGCAUCCAACUUCACGCCUGCGUUUUUGAGCAGUGCUCAGAUCAUCUGCAUAUUAUAUAGUAAUUACCUCUGCAGCAAAGCUAUUUCGCUUCCCUCAAUUUACCAAUCAAAAUAUAGGCAUGCCUGUCCACAGUCGCAGUAUAUAACAGCUUCGUAUGGAGAAAGAAAAAAUAAAAUGAAUAGAAAUUUAGUGAUGCCUUGUAAUAUUACCUUCUUGAGACUUUUCAUUAACAAGUGCUAGUGUUUCCUUUACAAUCUGCAGCCACUAUUAAGGACUGCUGCGCAUAUCAUAUCUAUAAAAACGUUUAUUUUGGUAGCACUCUCCUUGGCAAACCUAUGAAGGUGAGAAAGCAUGAGAAUUGUGUCACUGACAACCAACACUGAGAUCGGGUACCAGAUAAGAACCACGGGUUUUAGCUAUGUUUCUCAGUGGUUUUUUUUUUACUGUGAAUGUGCUGCUUUACAAUGCUGAAGAAAUUAUUUUUUUUAAAUAUUUGGAGACCCUCUUGUUGCACCCACUUCUUUAUGAUGGCCCUAUGGACUUCCAUAUUGAACUACAGCAAACCAUCUAGGGUUAGGGUUUCAGUUCUAGGUCAUAGAGUUUAAAGCAAGAGGUAAUGAACCAUAAUUACCUGUCUGUACCCCUUUGUCUGAUUAUGUUGCUCGACUAUGACAUGUGGCAUCAUCUCUCUCUGGAGGUUGCUGAGUUUGGAGCUCCCAUUACUGCGACAUAUUCUCCUGUAUUGGUUAUACAAGGCUGUAUCUUUCUGUUAAAACCCGUCCAUGGGAGCGUUGCCGAUGUUUGCACAUUAUUUCCUGGGGUUGACCUGAAGCAGCAGAGUCUGGAAAAGAGGAUUACUGGCUUCCAUUCAACUUUUGUUUUUUAUGAACGGACUUUACUUAACUCUGUAAAUUAUCUCCAUUCUACAGAAAGUUUACUGACAUAUGUGUGGUCACUGACCUAUACGUCUUGCUGCAAUGUGGGCUGUUCAGUACCAAAAGAACGCUGUCUCUAGAUGUUACUCCAUAUUAGGACCAUCAAUACGGACAAAACCCUCAAACAUGGAACAAGUGCGAUUUAAGCGACCCCCAAAAAAUUAUUUUUAUGUACCCCAGAACUAUAAUUCCUAUCUCGAAAUCCCAGACUGCUGCUUUAAAUAUCUAUCAAAUCAGACCCAAACCAGUGCAAGAGGCGGUGAGAUUUGUAGAUGAUCAAAAACAGCUUUGUACAAAAUGAAUCUUGACCAGAGGAAUCCAGGGUUAUUGCUUCCACUUGGGCCUUCUGGGUGUUUUCCCCCUGAACACUGAGUGGUGUACUAUAUGUAAAUGUGUGUGUUAGUUGUUCUGUGGUAUCUUAUUAGCAUUGUAUUUGUGCUCUGAUACAAUAGCCUAUAGUUUAACACAGGUGACUAUGUAUCAGCCAAGCCCUAAAUCUUUGCAGUCUCCGGUGUGUUGUGUUAUUUUGUGCUUUCUCGGUUCUGAUUGGGUUUGUUUGUGGCUGAAAGAAAAAAAAAAAAGCAAAAGGGUUAUAAAUGCACAAAGAACAUGACUGCCCAUUUGCACCUUGCCUUUGGCUAGGCACAUAGUAAACGGAGCCCUCCGGUUUGCAUGAAAUGGGCAAGGUCAUGCUGGCACCAUUUAUUGACCGUUUGGCAUCAGAUUAUAUUCACUCCAUUUUAGUGGUAAAAAAAAAAAUUCCAUCAUUUACAAGUGGAAAUUUCUCUUCCUUAAUAGGUAAUUGGUUUAUAUCCCAUAUUCUGCCAUGUUUACAUAGUCAAUUUGCUGACUUAAUAUUGGGGGGGGGGGGGGUAGACAAAAAAUAGCUGGCUGCUGUAUCACUUGUACUUUGACGUCUGUUUAAAGUGUGACUUUCCUGCCUGGGUAGCUGUACUUUCCCAAAACACAUGGGUUUACAGUAAUAGUAACUCAACAGUUUCUCCUUAUUAACACACAAUCUGCUAGGAAGGUGAUCAAGAAAUACAGGAGAAUUAAACCCUGUCCUUCCAUCACCCUCAGAUUAUAUUCUAAAUCACACAUAUGUACAAAGAUUCCAUAAAAUUGUAACAAUAGAGGCUGGUGAAAAUGCUAACUUUGCUGUUGUGUCUCCAGCACAGACAGGUAUGGGCUUUCCUCAUACUAAAGGGGUGGAUAUGUUCCCAUGAGCUGUUACUAAUGUACAUGCUUGGCGUAAAAACUCAAAUUCAUGAUCUCCUGGCUACAUUGAAUCAGCUGUUGUAUACACUCCACAGCUAGAAACAAUGCCUUAAACUGGCCAUAGACGCAAAGAUUUGAUCAUACGAAUCUCCGUUUCAUACGAUUUUCAGGCCGUGUGUAGAGUGUUCCAACAUUUUUCGUACCGUGGCAAUCGGUCGUUCAGAUGGGUUAGAAAAUUUCGGUCGGUUACCGAUAAUAUCUCUGUAUGUAUUGCUGAUCUGACGGUAUCAGUGGGAGACUGUCACCAGCUUUUGUCGGACAUAACUUUCAUACGAUUGUUGUCAGGGGCAGAACAUCGGUUGAUCUGUUCUUUUUUACUUUAUUUGAUCUGAAUGGUUAGUGGCAGGUCGGGAGAUGGCACCGAACGAUCGUCCGUCCCAUAUGAAGAUAAAUCGGCACGUCUAUGGCCAACAUUAACUCUCAAUAGUAAGCAGCUUAAAUGUGUUUUUAUCAAUCUGUAUGCUCAGUUACCCUUUAUAUAGUCUUGUCUGCCCACUGCAUGGGAAUAUUAUUCAGACAUUUCUGCAGAAACGAGUCUGCUGCUUUACCAUAGGAUCCCGAUGGCUGUUUGCUCUGUAUAGGUGGAAGCGGUAAAUAUGCUUCAGGAGAGAGUAAGAGAACACAAAUUGUCCAGGUUUUUAAUGAGUGAUAUAUAUAUUCAUUUUACCUUUUUUUUAUUGUCCUAAUUGACUCUUUUCCAAAGAGUUGAAUACAGGGUCAAGCCCCAGAAGAGAAAAAUGAGCAGUCGCCUCUACCUAAACGUAUAAAAUUGUGCUCAUAUCUUUGAAAUUAUCAUAAAGGAGUAUUGUUUUUUGUUUGCAAUUGUAACUGCAUUCUCUGUGGAUAUGCUUGUCCCCUGGUUGUAUUUGCUAAUGUGCUCCAGCAGUUCAUGUAUCUCGUGUAUAAAAACGUCCAAACAAUCCACCAAGUCUCCUUCCGUCUUCUCAAUGGCCUAAUACAUUUGGACCAUUUAGCAGCCGUAAGAUGCACAUUCCACUAUUGUUUCAUCUUUGUGCACUACCCUAUCAUUAUUGUGAUGCACUCGUGCUUCUGUGAAGCAGCUUCCCUAGCUGAUAUACAGCUUGAUGUUCAGCCAUGACCGUAAUGCUGAAUAAAUUAACCAAUGACAUAGAGUGCCAUUUAAUCUUGAGUGUAGAAGUGGUGGAAUUCUGAUUGUGCUGCAAUGCUUUGGUGACUGCUCCAGUGUGUAGGCAGCAAGCUGCUUUGUGCCCAGGAAUGAGAGUUGGGGCACCUUUUAGAAAUGUAUUAAACCUGUGUUAACAGAACACCUGCUUCCCAAUAUUUGUAAACUGUGUAACUUACCCUUUCAACUCUUUGUUCCUUUUUGUGUGGAAUGUCUUUUUUUUUCAAGGUGUUUUCAACGGGUUCUGUUAAAAAAACAACAAAAAAAACAAAAAAGGAAGCAAAUGUCACUUUUGGGUUCUGCUAAGUCAAGUUUAUUUAUUUGUAACUAAAUGGUUUGAAGUUUUCCAAUAAACUCUGUGAAUGGA